Messenger RNA from Lodderomyces margitis, 1125 nucleotides. RefSeq names its product mRNA splicing protein. The coding region runs from base 1 to 1125 and encodes 374 amino acids. The record is from RefSeq and is a predicted model, not a curated record. The transcript has a single exon. Gene Ontology annotation, molecular function: protein binding. Gene Ontology annotation, biological process: mRNA splicing, via spliceosome. NCBI's taxonomy places the organism in Eukaryota, Fungi, Ascomycota, Pichiomycetes, Serinales, Debaryomycetaceae. Gene Ontology annotation, cellular component: precatalytic spliceosome; catalytic step 2 spliceosome; Prp19 complex.
AUGCCUUCAAACAAAGCUCCAACGAUAACAGAUGAUGAUAUAUUGCCUCCAUCCGAUACUUUAGCGGAGGCCAUGUAUAAAAGUACAAAACUUGACUUCCUUUUCCCAGUGCCGUCGAAAACAACCGUGAAGCAAGAGACACCGACCGCAUUGACCACUACAACAUCACCCCAGGAAAGCAGCCACCAAAGUCAGUGGAAACUAUUACGAACACUAGCUGGAGCCCACCAAGGAUGGGUGCGAGCGGUGACUGUUGAUGAAGUUACCAAUAACUGGUUCGUAACGGGUUCAUCCGACGCAACAAUCAAGAUUUGGGAUCUUGCAUCACUGCAAUUGAAAAGCACCAUCACCGGCCAUAUAAUGGGGGUUCGAGCACUAGUAGUGUCGAAAAAGUUUCCAUACUUGUUUUCCGGGUCGGAAGACAAGACAUUGCGGUGUUGGGAUUUGGAGAAACUGAAUGCGCCCGAAGGAUGCCAGAUUAAGAAUUUCCAUGGCCAUGUUGGAGGGAUAUAUGCUUUGUCACUACACCCACAGCUUGAUGUUGUGCUUAGUGGAGGGAGAGAUGCCGUUGUUCGGAUAUGGGAUAUUCGAGCCACUAAAGAAGUUGCAUUAUUAUCAGGACAUAAAAGUGAUAUCACUGCCAUUGAAUCGUAUAGUAAUGAACCCCAAGUUGUCACGAGCUCAAUGGAUGGGACAAUACGAUUAUGGGAUUUGCGAAACCAAAAGACCGAAUUGUGCAUAACGCAACAUUCAAAGAGUAUACGAGCAAUGGCUGCCCAUCCGUUGGAACAAACUUUUACUUCUGGUGAUUCCAAUGGUAACAUCAAACAAUGGCUACUUCCGAAUGGCGAGUUGUUAAACAACUUUGAAAAAUCAAAAGAGGGAAAGAUUAUAAACACAUUAUCGCUAAACGCAGUCACCAAUACAUUAUUUGCUGGGUAUGAUGACGGUAUAGUUGAAUUUUAUGACUAUAUACUGGGAAGAUUAAUACAGUCUGGCCAAGCACCGGCUCUACCUGGUGCCGAUGGCGCAGCAAUUUAUGCGUCAACGUUUGAUAUGUCAGGUCUAAGAUUAAUUACUUGUGGCGGAGACAAAAGUAUAAAAAUUUGGGGUGACACUGAAUAA